Molecule: messenger RNA, 1336 nt
Organism: Polyodon spathula (Mississippi paddlefish)
Lineage: Eukaryota; Metazoa; Chordata; Actinopteri; Acipenseriformes; Polyodontidae
Gene: elmod2
Product: ELMO/CED-12 domain containing 2
Exons: 9
Coding region: 247-1143 (298 amino acids)
Cellular component (GO): membrane
Molecular function (GO): GTPase activator activity
Source: RefSeq, a predicted model, not a curated record
UUUUCGUUUUUCUUUCUUACAAGUCAAGCUUCAGUCUGUCUGUUUUUUUGCAUCCAUUAUUAAUGUUUCUACCCAACAGGCUGUCGGGCUACCAAGUUCAAGUUUUGUUUUCAUUACUUUAACAGUAAAUUGCUGGUUUUCGAGUUGAAUUACUUAGCUCUUGUAGACUGCUUCUCGGUCAUUGUAGCAUCUGUGUAGUGCCACAGGUUCUUGUUUUUAAUAACAACAACAACAGCAAAAAAGAACAUGUUUAUGCACAUUUGGCAGUACCUCUACACCUCUUUCUUAAGAUUUUGGCUAAAGUGGUUUAUAAGGCAGAUCACAGGAAAGUGUGAGCUCCAGCGGAUAUGUGACGGAUACUCUCAAGGAGCAACAAGGACCAUGAAGACAGAAUAUUCUCUGGAAUCAUCAAAAAGUCAGAUUUUAAGAAGUGCAGUGAAUGCUGAAGAAUGUGCUUUGGAUAAGCAUGUUAAAGAUAUAAUCAAGAUAAAAAAGGUUAAUACAGAGAAGGAUACACAGUUUAAACUAAACCUUCAGGUCUGUUUACUUCAAAUAUCGGGCUACAAGAAGCUCUUCUUAGAUGUUGAAAAUCUAAGAAAGCAAACGUUUGAUUCUGAAAACAAGGAACAUGAAAACAAGCUUUUGAAGUUGUGGAAUCUGUUGAUGCCACAAGCGAAGCUGGAGUCUAGGAUCACCAAGCAGUGGGGAGAUAUUGGUUUUCAAGGCGAUGACCCCAAAACUGACUUCCGAGGCAUGGGCAUGCUGGGCUUGACAAAUCUUGUUUUCUUUAGCGAGCAUCACUCUGAAGCGGCACGUCAGGUCCUUUCACACUCAAAUCAUCCCAAACUAGGAUAUUCAUAUGCAAUAGUGGGAAUAAACCUCACAGAGAUGGCUUACACUUUGCUAAAGAGCGGCGCCCUCAAGCCCCACUUCUAUAACCUGGUCCCUGGAAACCCUAGGUUGGAGCACUUCCAUAAGCUUUACUGUUACCUGGCAUAUGAGUUUGACAAGUUUUGGUUUAAGGAAGAACCCGAAAGCAUCAUGGAGUUUAAUCAGUACAGAGAAAAAUUCCAUGAAAAGGUGAAACAACUUUUACUGGAAGCAGAUGUGACCCUCACCUUGACAUUGACUACUAAAAAGUAGCAGUUAUUUGGAGUGGAUCUUUAUACAGUAGCUGAUUUCUGUUUGCCUUGUUAUUUUCUUUUUAUUAACCCUUUUAAUUGAACCCCCUAACCUAUGGUUUCCUAGUAUGUAUCUGUACCAAACUCUCCUUGGAAAACCUGUAAGACAAUCAUUUUGCUGUUUACAAAGAUUCUAGUCAGAAAAAAUAGAGAGA